Molecule: messenger RNA, 561 nt
Organism: Acipenser ruthenus (sterlet)
Lineage: Eukaryota; Metazoa; Chordata; Actinopteri; Acipenseriformes; Acipenseridae
Exons: 6
Coding region: 1-561 (186 amino acids)
Source: RefSeq, a predicted model, not a curated record
AUGUUCAUCUGCAUUAAACAUGGAGACAACCAGCAGUUCUUGGCAAACACCAACUGCCCCCUGAUUCUGUUACUGCAGUACCUGAAGCAUAAGCUGGAGCUGCCAAAGGCAGAUCUGAUUGACCUGUGUGAUGAGAAGGGGAUUCUGAAGCUGCUCUUCCUCUACAGAACCCCCCUGGAGAGUGCCAGCCGACUGCUCUACACCCGGGGCACUUACAUCGUGUGCCGAGUCAACCAGAACAAAGCAGACAGAGGCUACACAUCCAUUACCCCAAUCCUGACCAGCCCUGAGACAGAAAUGCAAGUGUUUAUCUGUGUCGUGUCAGAGUUGCUGCAGGCCCAGGUUGGGAAUCUGGAGAAGGCCCGUCUGAAGCAGCACCAGGCCCGGGUUCAGGAGAGGAGGCUGCAGCUGGUGAGCGACGGCGUUGUGCCCGCUGCUCAAUCCAGCUCGACGAUGAGAGGCAAAGCGGGAGGGAAAGCCGGGCAUGUGAACUUGGAAAUCCUGGAAGAGGAGCCCUUGAGGAAGAUUGUGGGGAAGAAGACACUGAAGGGAUCAUUAUAA